AUGUACAUUUUUGGUAAGAAUCCCUGUAUUUUGCGAUUUUACUUUAGCAGAGAAAUCUUGAACUGUAUUGGUAUUCGAAUGAUAUGGUAGAACUUGAGAAUUUUGGGAUUGUCUUCCCUGGUGUGAUAUUGAAAUUCCUGAUGCAAUCUAACUCUGUCCAUUUCCUGAGACUGGAAUCCGAUAUUUACCAUGGAUCCUGGCACCGGGAGAGGAACACAAGGAAAUGGUUGAUUUAAUCUAAAGUUUGACCUUCAUCGUAUUCAUAACCAAUACUCUAUAAACCUGAGAGACUUAAAUUACAUUUAUUCAAAUUUAACAAGAUAAUGGCUACUACACCAUGUACACCUAAAGAUGAACAAAGUUGAGGAUGCAGCAAGUGAUUCAGAAGUACUUUUCUUUCUUCAAAUUGUGGUCUAUCAAAGAUUCCAAGCAAAACUACAUUAAAACUAAGUGAUCGUUUAGAUACCUUGUAUAGUAUUCAAUAAGCUUUCAGUCUACCCUACCGAAACUUGUGUGAACAGCCUUCUAAAUGAAGGUCAUUCAGGCCUAUGUGAACAUGAACAGCUUCAGAAUCCAACAACUGGAAGUAGGCUCAAGGUGCACAAAACCUUUCUAACCAAGCAGAUCACUAAGUCUUGUGUGAACAUGAAUAAUCUGGGGAUUCAGCAGGAUUCUCAGACUACAUUCAACACCAACAACCCUGGAAUGUUCCAGUUACCAGAGCCUAAUGUGAACACAGAAAAAGCAUUAAAUACCACGGCUCGGCGCCACAGUUCUACAGAUGCUGUCGCUAACACAAAUGGUAUGAACCAUGCAAUGGUCAGUAAUCAAAGCAUUUUGAUUAAUCUGAAUAGCAGUGUUCAAAAUGGUGUUACUCUGAAUCAGCUUGUUAAUAACAAAACAUUACCAGGGAACAAUUCAAAAACACUAUUACCAGCAGAUGUGGAGGUUACAGAACAGAGGUUUUCGGUCAUCCUUCAACCUGUGCAGAAAGGGGAUCCACCACCUGUCCCAAACUUGGAUCCACCACCAGUCCCAAACUUGGAUCCAUCACCACAACUGGAAAAUGUUCAAGUGAAAAUAGAGGAAAGCUCAGAUGUUGAUGAAGCCCAGCCUUCCAUCUCUAUAAAGGAGGAAGAAAGUGUUGAAAAUUGUCUUGUUGCAGUAAGUAAAGCCCAAAAGGAAGAUUUAACAGACAGUCGUAGCAAAGGAAAAAUGAAUGAAACUGGCUUCAAGUUUUACAAGUGUGGAAUUUGCGAUGAGGCUUUUUGUGAUUCAUUAGAUCUAGAGAAACACAUUCGACAGCACAACAUACUAACAGUCCAAAGUGAAACCAUUAAAUGUGGGUAUUGUGAAGAGAUUUUCUUUUCUAAAAUUUAUGCAUUACAUCAUCUGAUGUGUAUCCAUGGUAUAGAUUGUAAGAAACCAAAAGAUGGAAUGGAGGAGGUUAAUUUACCAACCUAUGAGAGUGAUGAAAAUUCCGUGAAAACUCUUCGAGUCAUUCGAACAAAAAUACCAAAAUGUUGGAUAUGUGGAAUAGUAUUACCAAAUUUGGAGAGGUAUGAAAAACAUAAAAAGAACAGCAGUUGUGCUUUUGUAUGGUAUUGUUGUGUUUCUUGUGGGAAACAAGUUGGGAAAAAAACUUUGAAAGAAGUACCACUCCCAGAAGAGUUACUAUGCAAUCAGUGUCAUCAGUCAGGGAACAAGCCAAAAGAGAAGGCAGCAACCAUGAUGGAGCAAGAGAAACAAGGAAGUGAAAUGAUUUUAGGCCCUGUGCAACCAAGUAUUGUAGGUUCUGGCUGUAAAAAGUGUGGAAAGAAUAAGCAAAGCAAACAAGGAAACCAAAGAAAUCAAAGCAAACAAGGAAACCAAAGAAAUCAAAGCAAACAAGGAAACCAAAGAAAUCAAAGCAAACAAGGAAACCAAAGAAAUAAAAUAAAUUUAGAUGGUGGGAGUCAUUUUGCGAGUUGUGAUUCUAAAAUUGCAAAAUUGUAUAAAUGUGAUCAGUGUGAACGGGCUUACAUGUACUACUCUUCCCUUCGGCAUCACAAACUUACACACUCAAAAGAAACAUUUGCAUGUGAUAAAUGUCCAAAAAUAUUCAAAUUGAGAGAAGUUUUUAAAAGACACCAGAAUGUACACGAGCCUCCAAAGUUUCAGUGUGAUGUAUGCGGAAGGAAAUUGAGGUCUAAACAGAAGCUCAUAGAACAUAAGAGAAUACAUAGUGGCGAGAAGCCAUUUCUCUGUGAAAUCUGUGGAAGGGGAUUCCAUAGUCGGAUGGCAAGAUUUUUUCACAUGUAUUCCCACGAUCCCUCAAGAAAGAGUCUGUGCGAGAUUUGUGGGAAAUUCUACACAGGCACGUCUUCUUUGAGACUUCAUCAGAUUAGGCACAAAACCCGCAGCAGUUUGAGUAUGGAAGAAAAACUUUGCAUUUUGCCAUGGGUUUGCAAUAUUUGUGGCAAAGGCUUUUGUAAAAGACUGCGAUAUGAAAAGCACAAAUUAAAUGUACAUGGACAGGAGCGUGAAAAGAAGAGUGUUCAUUUAAAGAAGAAAAAACCUGUUGGUCUAAUCAUAUGUUACAUUUGUGGAAAAUCUCUCUCCAGAAGUUCUCUUUCAGCUCAUAUUGCCCACCACAAAGGACUAAUGUGGACUGCCUGUGAGAAGUGCAAUAUGGUAAUGCAUAAACGCUCUUUGAGAAGGCAUAUGUUAAGAAUGCACCAUACAACAUUUACAAAUGAAUAAUUUCCAUGAUUACCAAUUUUAACAAGUUAUUACUUACAUUAGAAAUAUAUCAUAUUGUAAAUUAAAAUGCUCAAGUGAAAUUAUUUUACAUUUAUCUUCUUACAUUGGCAUGCAUAAUUAUUGUGUUACUAAAUUAUCUUUUUUUUUUAGUGAGGCAGUCUGUUUCCCAUAUGACAAUAAUAAUAAUUAUAUAGUACACUGUUUUGCAAAAAUACAUAUCUGUAUACAUUUAGAGAAAUUUGAAUAAAUUUUAAUAUUCUGUAUGCCUUAUGUU
Saccostrea cuccullata (small rock oyster) is the source of this 3016-nucleotide messenger RNA. RefSeq names its product zinc finger protein 85-like. The record is from RefSeq and is a predicted model, not a curated record. NCBI's taxonomy places the organism in Eukaryota, Metazoa, Mollusca, Bivalvia, Ostreida, Ostreidae. Gene Ontology annotation, molecular function: chromatin insulator sequence binding. Gene Ontology annotation, biological process: regulation of transcription by RNA polymerase II. The transcript is spliced from 3 exons. Gene Ontology annotation, cellular component: chromosome. The coding region runs from base 646 to 2742 and encodes 698 amino acids.